Messenger RNA from Contarinia nasturtii (swede midge), 1807 nucleotides. RefSeq lists its product as uncharacterized. NCBI's taxonomy places the organism in Eukaryota, Metazoa, Arthropoda, Insecta, Diptera, Cecidomyiidae. The transcript is spliced from 7 exons. The record is from RefSeq and is a predicted model, not a curated record. Bases 402 to 1754 code for a protein of 450 amino acids.
UCAAACCUUGUUCGUAUUUGUUAUUAUUGUUAUCGUAUCAAUGUUUGAUUUUCACCUUUUUUUAAAUAAAAUUUUGUGAAUAUCGAAGGAAAAAUACCAAAAGACAAAUGUGAAAAAAAGUAGACCGCUUAUCUUCUUCGAUGUGAAUGUGUUGUUACUUUUUUUAAUAAAGAAUUUUGAUUAUCUGACAUUAACAUUGAAACAGAUAGAAGUUCUAACACUAUCAAUUCAAUGAAUGAAUGUGGCGGAGAGUGAUGUUUGUCAGCGCAACAUUUAUUUGAUUGAAUAUGUAUCGUGUUAGAGAAUUGAAUAUUUAAAAAGAAAGCUAAAAACAUCAUCAGCACGUCUCAGUAGACAUUUUUUUGCGUCUUUAAUUAUUCGAUUUGUUUUAGUAAUGGAAAAUGAUCACAACUAGUUCGGAAGAAUCAUUAAUCGAUGUACAAGGAAGCAGUGGAAGCCAACCGGAAGGCUCUAAUUCAGACUUGGUUCGAUUGGAUAAUGAAAAUCUUGAUGAUAUUGUAAUUGAUUAUUUAAUUGAUUCUGAACCAACAUCCGCCAUACUGAGUUUUUGUCAACGCAAGUUUUUGCUGCCGUAUGUCUACAUAUUAAGUUUGGUGGGUUUACGUCCCAUUACGAUUGAUACAUCUGAUUUGGUCGCAUAUUUGGGUCACAUUCAAACGGUAUUCGUUGUUGUUAUUUUAACCACAGGAUAUUUCAUACAAUAUUUUUCGUACUUUCGCCGCGAUCGAGGAUUUACGAAUACAACGUAUCCACCGAUCGAGCCACCACUCCAAUUUUCCUCACCAAAACAAGUGACCGCAUACUAUGGAGAGACAAUAUUUGUAUAUGGUGUAUCGAGCAUUUUACACUUUUGUGGAUUUUUAGCAUCGACAUAUGUAUUCCGGAUUGCUGACAAUGAACAACUUCAAAAUCUGGUUGAACGCGUUUUCAUUUUACACAAUUUUCCCAAUAAAUUAAUCUACAUGUUAUGGUCACAUAUUGCAUGCGGUAUUUUAUGGUUAACGCUCAUGACCUCGCAUCUAAUUGUUAUGGAAACUGAUAAUAUUGACGUUAUGAAAAUUAUAUGGCUCGGUGAACCAACCGCAAAUACACAAACAAUUGCAAAAAUUUUGCUAGUUGUAACAACAUUCGCUCAGGAUCUUCUACAAGUUAUUGUUUUAACAAGCUAUUCAAUACAAUGCUAUUUACUUCGACGAUACAUAUCAAUAUUGCAAGCAAAAUUAUUACAGAAUACCAUUGAUUCUUUGGACUGGAUGCGAGAAAUGAGCGAAUUUCGGAAACUGCUCUCUCAUUUGAAUACAAAAGUGGCCAUGCCUGUUUGUCUCUUCACCAUAUUGAAUCUAUCAUAUACUUUCUCAUCAAUUGUGUACUUUAUUAAAAUUUACAAUCAAUUUACCAACAACAAAAUCGUCAUAAUGGCCGUUAUAAAUAUUUUACUAUGGCUCAUCUUAGGCCUUUACCCAUUUUUCCAAGCAGCCGCACUAACUUAUGCGUGUGAAUCAGCACAAACAUGUGGUCAUCAAGUACGAAUCAAGCCAUAUGUACACUAUAAUACAUCUUUAGAAGAGCUCAAUUCAAUCCUUUUAUAUGCUUCAUCGCUACGUAUGAGCGCAAAACUUUAUCGAAUGCCAAUUCAUGGCAGUUAUGUUUUUUUCAUUAUCUUAUGCAUAGUUGUAUCAACGCUUACAUUUGGGAUGUGCCUUAAUAUUUCUCUUGGUAUUGUUCAGCCGUGAUUCCUGUUAAAAUUUAAAAAUAAUAAAAAAAUACAUUGAUUCGUUAAACUUAA